AUGGACCUCGAUCACGACAUCUAUGUCGCCAACGACGGUCCACCCCUGCGGCCGAAUGAGCCGCCCAAUGGCACGGAUGAGACGGUGAAUCCUUCCCUCAUCUUUGGCGCCCCCUUGCCAUUGAAGGACGGUCCGCAGUUGCCUCCUUCGCCCCACGAUCCGUCCCUUGGGCCGUUCACCGAGCCCGCUGGCGAGCCCAUGAUUGAGACCGAUCCGCCGUCCGAGUCGGACGACAGCUCCGACGAGGCCGCCGACGUCGCCACCUCCAACUACCGCCAAAGGGCCAUGGUCGUCAUCAAUGCUCCCAAGCCAAAGUCCGAAACUCUUCCUUACAGUUCGUCACGCUCUGGUCUCGUGUACGAUGUGCGUAUGAGGUUCCACACUGAGCCGCUUGACGCAAUGCUCAGUGAGGAUGACAUCCAUCCUGAAGAUCCCCGGAGGAUCAUGGAGAUUUUCAACGAGCUUGCAGAAGCUGGCCUCGUGGAGACACCAUCGCAUCAGGUUGCAGACCCCGACUUCUCUCUCUGGAGGAUCAACGCCAGGCCGGCAACUGAAGAAGAAGUCUGCUUGGUUCACACUCGCGACCACUACUCACGGGUAAGAGCGUAUCAGAACUACUCACAAGAGAUACUUAAUGAGAUGGCAGCGGACAUGGACUCUGUGUACCUUCAUCCAGCCACCUACUCUUGCGCAAGCCUGUCGGCUGGUGGAGCCAUUGAAGCAGCUCGUGCGGUGGUCGCGGGCCACGUGAGGAACGCAGUUGCAGUCAUUCGACCGCCAGGUCACCACGCUGAGCAUGAUGCGCCCGGAGGCUUCUGCUUUUUCAACAAUGUCAGCGUUGCCGCCAGAGUCUGCCAGCAAGACUUUCCCGACAAAUGCCGCAAGAUUCUGAUCCUCGACUGGGAUGUGCACCAUGGAAACGGUGUACAGAGAGCUUUCUACAACGAUCCCAACGUUCUGUACAUCUCCAUCCACGUCCACAUGAAUGGAACCUUCUAUCCGAGCAACAACUACGGCGAUCACACGCACUGUGGCGAAGGCCCGGGAGAAGGAAAGAACGUCAAUAUUCCUUGGAGCGCCCAAGGCAUGGGAGACGGCGAUUAUAUGUAUGCCUUCCAGCAAAUCGUCAUGCCCAUAGCUCAGGAGUUUGAUCCAGACCUCGUCAUCGUGGCAUCCGGAUUCGACGCUGCUGAUGGUGACCGUCUCGGAAAGUGCUUCGUUACUCCGCCCUGCUAUGCACAUAUGACGCACAUGCUCAUGUCAUUGGCGAGUGGCAAAACAGUCGUCUGCUUAGAAGGCGGCUACAAUCUUCAGUCAAUCGCGAGGUCUGCAGUCGCUGUCACAAGGACACUAAUGGGCGAGCCACCGGACCGCUUGGGCGAUGAGAUUGAGCCGUCACCUCUAGGGUUGAGCACAGUGGAGCUCGUCAAGAGAUAUCAGUCCAGAUACUGGAAGUGUAUGUAUCCAAAGCAACACAGCGGGGCGAUAGCCAACGCCCUGCACGCGAGGAGAAUACACGACAUUGUGAGACAGGCUGAUGCUACCGAUUUCUGGAACGAGUACAGGAUGACGGAGCUGUUCAUCCUGCGGGAUAAGAUUUCGAAGAGCUUCGAAAAGCAGGUUCUAGCGACGCAUAAUUUCGCCGAAGAGCGCCCUCUUCUUGUCAUUUUCCACGAGCCACCGGAAACCACGGCUCUUACCGAUCCUCGGAGCAAGAAGAUCAGUCUGCACAACAUCUUCGUCACUGAUGUCACGAAGACGUACGUGGAGUGGGCGGUGAAGAACGGAUUUGGCGUUAUUGAUGUCAACAUCCCCGAGCACAUUACUGACCCGAACGGUCUACCCGAGUAUGCUGACGCGGACCCCGAUGAGGCACGUGGGCUUCUCACGCGCGAACUGGCAACAUACCUAUGGGAAAACUACAUCUCACUUGGCGAAAACACGCACAAAUUCUUCAUGGGCGUCGGUGCAGCAUAUGGUGGUAUUCUAGAUCUUUUGGGGGAGAAUGACGACUGUUCCAAGGAGACGGACCACACUUUCGCCUUCAUCGCGGAGAACAGUCUGCAGUCCAUCAAGAAGCUUACAGAUGACUACAUUGGCGACUGGUACUACAAUAACUCUCAUAUCUACGUCGCCAACAACCACGCCGCCUGGGACCCCACCCGUCAACGCAAGCUUCGCAAAAAAUACGGCUACGUCAUCCGCUCACCGCACAGCGACCUCUCCAACAUGCUCGAAGAGCACCGCGAUGUCGUCACGGAUACCAUGCUGCAGUCGACUGAGGAGUGGCGCGAGGAGCAGGCCGCAGCUGCCAAGCUGCGUGCGGCCGAAGAGGCGCAGAACCCGAUCAAGCGCCAUCACGCCUCCAACAGCGCCGCCUACUCCCACAACAGCUCCAUGCGCGGCUACGACAGCAACGGCACCGGCGGGCCCACCAGCGCGGCCGGCAGCAACGUGGCAACGGCAGACGGAACCGCCAACGGCGGCAGCAGACGGAACAUCAGGCACACCAGCCUGCCCGCCCCGGCCGCGGACCCGCGGAGCACGCCCACGAUCAGGAGCCCUUCGGGCCACACGCAUCCGCGCGGUCCGCCGCUGGGGAAUUUCACCAUCACGCCGACGAGGAGGGCGGGGAGCGGGAGCGUCAGUCCGGGGAAGAGGGCGAGGGGAGAAUGA
Molecule: messenger RNA, 2676 nt
Organism: Diplodia corticola
Lineage: Eukaryota; Fungi; Ascomycota; Dothideomycetes; Botryosphaeriales; Botryosphaeriaceae
Product: histone deacetylase
Exons: 8
Coding region: 1-2676 (891 amino acids)
Biological process (GO): chromatin organization
Cellular component (GO): histone deacetylase complex
Molecular function (GO): histone deacetylase activity
Source: RefSeq, a predicted model, not a curated record